Messenger RNA from Sphenostylis stenocarpa, 837 nucleotides. The record is from the annotation of a GenBank genome assembly. Lineage: Eukaryota; Viridiplantae; Streptophyta; Magnoliopsida; Fabales; Fabaceae.
AUGGCUUCUACUGGCAAUGAGUUUUAUGCGCUUAUGCUUGUGGUGGUGGUUAGCUCCAUGGUGGCUGCAUGUGGUGCUAACUUCUUCCAAGACUUUGAUCUAACAUGGGGUGAUCACCGUGCUAAGAUAUUGGGUGGUGGUCAGCUUCUAUCUCUUUCCCUGGACAAAGUCUCUGGCUCUGGCUUCCAAUCCAAGAAAGAGUACCUAUUUGGGAGGAUCGAUAUGCAGCUCAAACUCGUUGCUGGCAACUCUGCUGGCACUGUCACUGCUUACUACUUGUCAUCUCAAGGGCCAACUCAUGAUGAGAUUGAUUUUGAAUUCUUGGGAAACGUGAGCGGUGACCCCUACAUUCUCCACACAAACGUGUUUACCCAAGGCCAAGGGAACAGAGAGCAACAGUUCUACCUCUGGUUCGAUCCCACCAGGAACUUCCACACUUACUCCAUCAUCUGGAAGCCCCAACACAUUAUCUUCUUGGUCGAUAACAUUCCAAUAAGGGUGUUCAAGAAUGCAGAGACAAUUGGUGUCCCUUUCCCAAAGAACCAGCCCAUGAGAAUCUAUUCUAGCCUGUGGAAUGCAGAUGACUGGGCAACCAGAGGUGGUUUGGUGAAAACUGAUUGGUCCAAGGCACCAUUUACAGCAUACUACCGCAAUUUCAAAGCCACAGAGUUCUCCGUGUCUUCCAAUUCGUUCUCCGAUGGUGCACGGCAGACCACCGAGCUUGAUGCCUAUGGCAGAAGAAGACUGAGAUGGGUUCAGAAGUACUUCAUGAUCUAUAACUACUGCAACGACCUUAAGCGAUUCCCACAAGGCCUUCCCGUUGAGUGCAAGCGCUGA